This is a messenger RNA of Prunus dulcis (almond), 1880 nucleotides long. RefSeq names its product F-box protein SKIP22-like. Gene Ontology annotation, molecular function: protein binding. Lineage: Eukaryota; Viridiplantae; Streptophyta; Magnoliopsida; Rosales; Rosaceae. Bases 172 to 1665 code for a protein of 497 amino acids. The transcript has a single exon. The record is from RefSeq and is a predicted model, not a curated record.
UGACGCUUUUUUUUUAACAUAAAUAUAACAAUUAUAAAGAACUGUAAAUAAAAUAAAAUAAAAAGUCCAUGCCAAAAUUCGUUCUUCUUUCUUCCCUCGCCGACUCAAAGCUUCCAAUUCCGCAACAACAAAAGUAGACAGAGCAUUCUCUCAACAAAAACAAAAGCAGCCAUGAAACUGAGAGUGAGAUCCAUAGAAACCAAAGAGACCCUCCGAGUCGAGGUCCCCAAUCUCUGCUCUCUCCACCAGCUCAAGCAAACCAUCUCCCAAUUGAUCUCAGCCUCUUCUUCCUCUCUCCGACUCUCCCUCAACCGACGCGACGAGCUCCACGCGUCCUCUCCUGACGACUCGCUUCACUCCCUCGGCCUCACCUCCGGUGAUCUUAUCUUCUACACCCUCGACCCCUCCUCCCAAACCCUAGCUCCACCUCCGCAUUCAAUUUCACAUUCGUCCGUACAAUCCCAUAAUCAAAUCCUCACCACUAGUGUGCCUCAAGGUUCGAAUUUCCAAAACCCUGAAACCCUAAUUGGCGAAGGGUCUGCCGCGGGUGAUUCGAUUGCUGAAGAACAGAGGUCUCUGGUUUCGAAUUCGGAAACCCUAGUGGCUUCUGGUCCUGAAAGCAUGGAAAUUGAUGAUGGGUCUGAUGGGAUAGGGUUGAAAAAGUACUCGGUGCCCUUUUUCUUGAAGAGGGUACUGAGGGAGGAGUUGGGAGAAGACCGUAGCAAUCACAAGCUAUUGGUGAUUGCUGUUCAUGCUGCGGUCCUGGAGUCCGGUUUCGUCGGGUUCGAUUCCGUUUCGGGUAUGGGGGCCAAUCGGUUUCAUCUCGCUGAUGAAUGGCCAAGGACAGCUAUCACGAUGUCGCUUUCCUAUACUUUGCCUGAGAUUCUGAAAAAUCGUGGCAAUAAUGGUAAUGGGGUUGAAGGGGUUAUGAUGAAAUUUCAGAGCUUGGGGCGUUUUGUUAAUGUUUAUGGGUCUUUGGCCAGUGGUGGUGCUGGGCCUUAUCGGGUAUGUUUGGACGAACGCAGAUUUGCCCCCAUCAUUGAAUCUGUUUGGGAAAACAGGAAUGUGAAUGAGAGAGAUGGGUUAGUCUCAGAAAGAGAGGUUCUUGAGUUUUGGAAGAUUGUGAAGGAUGGGAUCACAUUGCCAUUGCUGAUUGAUCUUUGCGCAAAGGCCGGUUUGCCCUCCCCACCGAGCCUGAUGCGCCUUCCACCGGAGCUCAAAAUGAAGAUUUUGGAGCCACUUUCUGGUGUGGACAUUGCCAAAGUGGGUGGUGUUUGUAAGGAGCUGCGAAAUCUUGCUAAUAAUGAUGAGUUGUGGAAGAAGAAGUAUGCUGAGGAGUUUGGUAGUGGUACUGGAGGAGAAGGAACAAUGAUUAACUGGAAGCAUAAGUUUGCUAGAAAUUGGGAGAUUGCGGAGCAACAAAGGAAGGCAGUAGGGUAUUGGAGAUCAUAUGAGAGGCCUUAUUUCAACCGUAUCAGGAGGGACCCUAACCCAUUGUUUGUACCUCCAGUUACUGGUAUAAUUGGUGGAGAUUAUGACCGCUUUCCGGUCUUUGGUGCCCUUAAUCCUACUGGACAACCACACCCUAUUCUACAACCACCCAGUCGGUUUCCAGCACGCCGUAAUUUCUCACCAAAUUGCAAUCUGGAAGGGUUCCUUGGCUAAUAUGAUGCCUUGGAACUGAAGCUGCAGGUUCAUGUUUCGUAUGCAUAGUAUAUAUAAUAAGCAUCUUGGUGGAUAUCCAGCUAGAAUUAAAGACCGAAUCAUCAUCAGUCAUAGCUGGUUUUUGUUUCUGUUUAUGUGUAUAUUGUUGUUACUUGUGUUUAUGGCCUUUUGGCUUUUGGAGAUAAUUUAAAGUUGAUUUCGUAGUUUUGGUGUGA